GGUCUCUUCUCUCAUCUCUCUGCGCUUCCGGCGCCAACAAAUCAUCGCCGUCACCGCCUACACUUGGGUCUCUUCUCUCUCUCUACACGGUCGCCUGGCUCCUGCUUCUUUCCCUUUCUUCCCGGUGUCUUCCUCUUCGUUUAACAUGCUGGUGUGAAUUUUGAGAUGCUGCUCGGGAAAAGUCUCCCUUUUAAACUGACGUUGGCAAUUUUUUGAGAAAUUUGAAGAAAUUAUGAUGAUUGAUGCCUGAAGCUGAGAGGUAAAAUCUGUACCGUCUCAGCAAUGUCAUUUUAUCGCCUCUCAAAAACUGCUCGGAGCCUCCGCCACCGUCACUCUUCUCUCUCCGCCGCCCACACUUAUUUCCACUCGCCUCUACCGUUGGCCGACUCAAGCCGCCACUCGCGUCACCUCUUCCAAGUCGACAAUCAAUUUUACAAUGACAGAAAUUCGUUGCUGUCAACUGGGGCCUAUCACCGCCUUCUCCAGUAUUCAAGCUUUUCAACUCUACCAUCCGAUGAGAAACGAGAAGAAUCGAAAAAUUCCAAGGGUAAUGAAUGUGAUCGGCCGUGGAUAGAUGUUUAUUUACCGGAAAAGGCGCGGCCCUAUGCUCGACUAGCGCGGCUGGACAAGCCGAUUGGGACUUGGCUCUUGGCUUGGCCUUGUAUGUGGUCAAUUACGAUGGCGGCAGCUCCAGGGAGCCUUCCGGAUAUUAAGAUGAUGAUGCUUUUUGGUACAGGGGCAUUGCUGUUGCGUGGCGCGGGGUGCACCAUUAAUGAUCUUUUAGAUCGAGAUAUUGACACCAAGGUAGCAAGGACAAGGUCGAGACCCAUAGCAAGUGGUGUACUGUCACCAUUUCAGGGACUUUGUUUUCUUGGUUUUCAAUUGCUUUUGGGGUUGGAAAUUCUUUUGCAACUGAACAAUUUUAGCCGUGUUCUGGGAGCUUCAUCUCUGCUGCUAGUAUUUUCAUAUCCUCUGAUGAAGAGACUGACGUAUUGGCCUCAGGCCUAUCUAGGAUUGACGUUUAACUGGGGUGCUUUACUUGGUUGGGCUGCUGUUAGAGGAAGCCUUGAUCUGGCUGUAGUGAUCCCUCUUUAUGCUUCUGGUGUAUUUUGGACCCUUGUUUACGAUACAAUCUAUGCACAUCAGGACAAGGAAGACGAUAUGAUAGUGGGUGUCAAAUCAACAGCCUUGAGGUUUGCAGAUUCAACAAAAGAAUGGAUUUCUGGCUUUGGAGCAGCAUGUAUCGGUAGCCUUGCUCUGAGUGGAUAUAAUGCCAAUCUAGAAUGGACAUAUUACGUAUUCUUAGCUGCUGGAUCGACACAAUUAGCUUGGCAGAUACUCACAGUUGACCUUUCAAGCCGUGCUGAUUGCAACAGAAAAUUUGUAUCCAAUAAAUGGUUUGGAGCAAUUAUCUGCAGUGGGAUUCUUUUUGGAAGACUCUUAUCUUGAAGGACUUAACAUCAGAUUUAGCAGCAUUCUUGAGCACUCCUCUUGACGUUGCAGUGGUAGCAGGGUUGAUGGCUUUCCUUAUCUUGAAUACAUUCCAAGCAGUGCCCACACAAUGCCCUGCAGUUGCUAACGCGUGCCCUGUUGCCUCUCCAGCGCUCUCUCCAUACCUAUUUUGUCGUAAACACAGUUGAGAAUAGAAGAUCUGGAUUUCCAUACUAAGCUAGCAUUGGCUUACCUAUUAGUAACAGCUGUUGUAACAGCACCCGAGGUUGCUACCAUUGUUUGCUUUUCAGCAGCCUCAGCUGCGUCUAUUAUUUUGUCUGUGCAUUGACAAUAUACGAUCUUAAACUCAUUGGAAUUGGUAGUAGCAAUUAGAUACAAGAAACUAGGAAUGAACUUACUUAGUGCAUCAAGGGAAGCCAAGAGCACCUCUCCCGGCAUCAUAUUCAAGAAGGCCUUCCCCGGCCGGGAUUCAACAAUUGGCGUCAUUACUGCACCAGUACCACUCUCAACCACGUUAAGCACACUUUUGCUUAAUUUCUGUGUCAUCUUCGACAGCUUCCUCGCCCUGCCAUGUUAUACAUACAUUUCAUAAAUUUUCCUUUUCAUGGACUAUUGUGCAAAAGGAAAAGAUACAUACCGUUUCAAGCUCUUAUUCAGGGAGCCUUUGCUUUUCUUUGCUCCA
Molecule: messenger RNA, 2134 nt
Organism: Salvia hispanica
Lineage: Eukaryota; Viridiplantae; Streptophyta; Magnoliopsida; Lamiales; Lamiaceae
Product: 4-hydroxybenzoate polyprenyltransferase, mitochondrial-like
Biological process (GO): ubiquinone biosynthetic process
Cellular component (GO): mitochondrial inner membrane
Molecular function (GO): 4-hydroxybenzoate polyprenyltransferase activity
Source: RefSeq, a predicted model, not a curated record